ACAGAUUGUUAGUGUUUAGUAACACUUUUCGAACAGCACAGAAUUUGUUGAAAUUGUUAGCAAAACAAAUUAUAUAAAUCUUGAACAAAAAAAAAAAUGGCAACACGUGUUGUGGCAACAGCAACGGUACGCGCUGUCACGGGACGAAAAUUAAUAGCAACGCGGGCCGCACUAACGCUGACGCCCGCUGCGGUGCAACGCAUCAAGUCGCUGCUCCAGGGUAAACCAGAGAUCGGUCUCAAGGUCGGUGUGCGCCAGCGCGGCUGCAAUGGACUCUCCUAUACACUGGACUAUGCCAGCACCAAAGAUAAACUGGAUGAGGAGGUAGUGCAGGAUGGCGUCAAGGUCUUUAUUGAUAAGAAGGCGCAACUAUCUUUGCUAGGCACCGAAAUGGACUUUGUGGAAUCCAAAUUGACCAGCGAAUUUGUGUUUAACAAUCCUAACAUUAAGGGCACCUGUGGUUGCGGCGAAUCGUUCAGCAUGUAAAGCGUUUGUGGGGGGGAGGGAGGCCAGCGCCAUGCUCUCUUUACAGAACCGGACCCGCCUCGCAAAAACCUAAAUUAUCUAAGUUUAUGUAGAGAUUACAGCUUGUGUUAUGUAUAUUUCUUUUUAAAUUCAAUUGUUAUUUUGCGAACGCUCGUUGCGAAAGCAUCUUCUCAAUUGUCUCGAUACGUUUGUAGACUCUACCACAUAAGGUGCUCCACAAAGCCGAAAAAAAAAGAAUAUUAUGAAAAUAUGCUUAAGAUUGUUUUCUGUAGUUACAUUUUAAUCGUAAGCGCGCGGCAAAUGAGCCCAAUUGACUCUGUUCUUAGGUUAUCCUUCAAAUAACAUAUACGUAUGUACAUUAGCAUGUAUGUAGUUCAAAUUAAAAACAAAUAGAAUACAAAAUGAAAAUUGUUUACUAACAAA
Drosophila montana is the source of this 909-nucleotide messenger RNA. RefSeq names its product Iron-sulfur cluster assembly 1 homolog MagR (gene MagR). The record is from RefSeq and is a predicted model, not a curated record. Gene Ontology annotation, cellular component: cytoplasm; mitochondrion. The coding region runs from base 97 to 486 and encodes 129 amino acids. Lineage: Eukaryota; Metazoa; Arthropoda; Insecta; Diptera; Drosophilidae. Gene Ontology annotation, biological process: iron-sulfur cluster assembly. The transcript has 5 exons. Gene Ontology annotation, molecular function: 2 iron, 2 sulfur cluster binding.